This is a messenger RNA of Apiotrichum porosum, 210 nucleotides long. RefSeq lists its product as uncharacterized. Bases 1 to 210 code for a protein of 69 amino acids. NCBI's taxonomy places the organism in Eukaryota, Fungi, Basidiomycota, Tremellomycetes, Trichosporonales, Trichosporonaceae. The transcript has 2 exons. The record is from RefSeq and is a predicted model, not a curated record.
AUGACCCGCGGCAAGAAGAACAACACCAACAUGGCAAACCCUAAGCCCAAGCCCAAGACCAACAAGGUCAAGGUCAAGGUCAGGGCCGCCCCGAGAAAGAAGCCUUCCAGCACUGCCGCUGCAGCUCCUGGCCCCUCGGCCGGUCCUACCGUUACCCCGGACGAGUCCACCGGGCCUGACCCCACGGUCUACUGUGGCACCUCCGCAUGA